AUGAAGGUUGUUUCGGUUCUUGUCCUGGCUAACCUUGCUGCUGCAGCUGUCAGAGACUCCGAGAUCAUUGCUUCCCAGGACGAGAUUGCUCGGGAUGUCGAAGGCAUUGCGAAAAGCGCCACGCUCGCUGAAAGAGAUGAAGACGAUGUUCUUCCCCAAUCCUUUUCUCUCAAUGAGAGUGACGAGAAAGAUGAAGAAGAUGAGCUAAGUAGACGUGACAUCGGAAUAGAUGGGUCACUUGGAGAAAUUGUGGCGCGUCAAGCAAAGAGCGAUGCGGGUGGAGGAGGCAAGAAUAACAGCGGGGGCAAGAAGAAGAACAACGGGAAGGCAAUUGAGAAAGCAACCUCUGGCAACAGCAACGAUCAGAAGAGAAAUAGAAAAAAGAACAACACCGAGAAGGAAAACGGCAAAGCGAAUGCUGGGGGAAAAAAGGACAACAAAGGGAAGGAUAAUGGGAAAUCUAACGCUGGAAAGAAGAACAAUAGUACGGCGGUGGACGACGGAAAGUCCAAGGAUAAAGGUGCAAAAAACGGGAAGAAGAAGGGCGAAAAUGGCAAAAAGGCCAACCUCUCUACAAGCGCUGGUGCCGCAGCUGCUGGAGCCGCCUGA
Molecule: messenger RNA, 609 nt
Organism: Colletotrichum spaethianum
Lineage: Eukaryota; Fungi; Ascomycota; Sordariomycetes; Glomerellales; Glomerellaceae
Exons: 2
Coding region: 1-609 (202 amino acids)
Source: RefSeq, a predicted model, not a curated record